Molecule: messenger RNA, 2096 nt
Organism: Panonychus citri (citrus red mite)
Lineage: Eukaryota; Metazoa; Arthropoda; Arachnida; Trombidiformes; Tetranychidae
Product: rac GTPase-activating protein 1-like
Biological process (GO): signal transduction
Source: RefSeq, a predicted model, not a curated record
UCAAAUUUUUAUUUUGUUGACUUUAGAUUGACAGUUUUUAAUUGAUUGUGACUCUAAAUUGAUUGUUUUUUUAUCUUCUAAUUGAUUGGAUUUUAGUUUAUUUUGUUAAUUGUUGAUGAUCUGUGGGUUAACAAGAUGACGGAACAAAAUUUAACUCUCUCUUUGGUCGCUAAUUUUGAUGAUCUGGUCCGUCGUUUGGUUCCUUACAAUACCGAGUUAACUGAUUUCUCUAUUGAGAUGGUAAAAUUGAUCGAUCAAUUAAAUGAUCAACUAAAUUAUGCUCAAAAUGAGGUGAAAACGUGUAAAGAAAAAAUGAAUCUCUUGGAAAUGGAGAAUCGACAACUUGAUGCCAAUCUGAAAAACACUCGGGAAGCUUAUAAAAAGGAAGUCGCCAUGAGAGCCUCCAUUUGCCGGGAAAGAGAUCACAACAAUGGAUUAAACAAAAUCGAUGAGGUUAACUUUUCUAGUGAAUGUCUUUCUGACAAUGAUUUUGACAAAUCAGAAGAUGAUUUGGAUGAACCAGCUAAGAAGCAAAGAGGUGAGAUAAGAUUUGCAAGUAAUCAGAAUUUAAUUCCUCCUCCUGUCACUACCACAACCACCACCGUCACAAUUCAAAGUAAAGUUGAUUUAAGUAAAUACAUGAGCAAUCCAACUCUUACACCAAUAAAUGAAAAUGCACCAAGACCAGUUCCAUUUCCAAACAGUCAAAGUAAAAGUCGAAUUGAGAAUAGAGCUCAUUCAUUUGCUCAGAAAAAGUUAUUACGAUCCAACGAAACUUGUACUGUUUGUUCAGGAAAAUUUGGAUUCUAUUCCAAUUAUUACCGAUGUAAUGAUUGUCGCUCUUGUGUUCAUCUUUAUUGUAAAAGUAAACUUCCCGUACCUUGUGUCCCAUACGCAACAUCCAAUCAAGUAGGGAAAAAAGGUCGACUAAUCACCAUCGCUGAUUUUGUUAAUCCAAUUGCCAGACCUUGUAUUCCUGCUCUAAUUAUUCACUGUUGCCGUGAGAUUGAAAAAAGAGGCUUAAAUGAUGUUGGACUUUACAGGAUACCCGGAAGUGAUUCUGAAAUAAAAUCAAUGGUAGAUAAAUUUCUCAAAUCUAAAAGUGGAGUUCCUCCUUUAUCAAAUUGCGAUGUCAAUGUAUUGACUGGUAUGAUUAAGAAUUUUCUUAAUCGUCUGGAUGAACCCUUGGUUACCCGAGUUUUAUGGAAAGAUUUUGUGGAUGCAGCUAAAAUGGAAAACCUCGAAGAUCGUAUACCUUAUAUUGCUACUGCCAUCUCGGAACUACCUCUCGCUAAUAAGCACACAUUGGCCUAUUUAAUGAUACAUUUACAAAAGGUUAUCAAUUCACCGGUUUGUGCUAUGACCAAAGUUAAUAUUGCACGAGUUCUUGGUCCAACCAUAAUUGGAUUUUCAAGUGCAACCGGACCCGUUACCGUUGCUUUAUAUGCUGAAAAUUCAUCACAAAUAAAUACAAUGGAAGCACUAUUAAGUCUCCCAACAGAAUUUUGGGCAAGUUUAAUUGAUGAAUCGGAAGUAACUGUACCAACACCAACCUCAGAAGCAGUUAGUAAACGACAAUCAAUUGGUUCUCGAGUUGUUGGUGGAUCUUUACAAUCACAAGUUUUAAAUCCAAUGACAGAUAGAAGACAAAAGAAGCGAACCCUUUUCAUGUAAAUGAUUAAAUACACGGAUCAUUACAACCAACUUCGGUACCAUUACUCCAGGCCAAUAUAACCGAUGCUUGAUUCGACAAGAAACAUUUCGUUUGGUCAAGUAGUUUUGGAUGAGACAAUGAGCUAUUUGUGAAUGUCCAGCAAAAAGUUUCACAUUUCAAAGGAUUAUCUAUAUAAAUAAACAAAGAAAGUAAUCAAAACAAAACAAAACAAAACCAACAAUAAUAAUCCAACAAAAUACAAAAUUAAUUCAUUUUGAUUUACACAUAACCAUUAAAUUUUGAUAAUUGAAAGAAAAAUAAAAAUGUACAUCAUCCGAAAUUAAUAAUUAAGCUCAAUUAAUAUUACCUUUAAUUUUUUGUUUCUUCAAAAUACUUAAAAAAAAAUCAUUAUAAUUAAAAGAUAUUCCAAAUUCACUAAUCA